CGCGCUCCACGCAAAAUGGCGGACGUUCCAUUAUCAGACGAUGCGUUAUCAAAAGCCAGUAAAUGUUUCAACUACAACGAAGCGAAAAAAAGAUACUUGGAACAAGUAAAAAUGUAUUACGCGAACAAGAAGUUACCUGUAAUAACACCGUUUACACGGGAGGUCGUGGAUAGAAUAAAAAUGCUUAUAAAAGAGAUGCAGUUUUUGAAGUCAGUCGGAUAUCCUUCGGAGCAUGUGAAGUAUAAAGUUGCACAAAAAUACGAAGUUAUUGAACAAAAUGGCGAGGAAUUAUUGAUUUGUAAAAGAUUUCUACCGGAUGAUCCUAUAGUUCAAAUUGUGCCAGCGGAAGACUGUUUCGAUAUUUUGGUUAAAGCUCAUUUACAGACUAAGCACGGGGGAAAAGCGAAAAUGUUGAACACAAUAAAGAGAGGCAAAUAUGUCGUGCCACAGACUAGCAUCGACUUUUUAUUAGUCGUUUGUCAAGUUUGCAACUUCAGGGGUAGAUCAAAAAGACGAGCUGAUGAAAGGAUACCUCACGUAUUUCAUUCUAGAGGUCAAGUAAGUUUAGUAGACAUGAGUGACGCGCCAGAUAAUCAAUUUAAACAUAUUUUGUGUUAUGUAGACAGGUUCACAAGUUUCAUGCUUUUGCGACCGCUCAUGACAGACACUGUGCAAGAGACAGCCAUGGAAUUACUGAAGAUAUUCUUCGAUUUUGGACCACCAGAAAAAUUAGAGACGUACAAGAGACCCUUCUUCAACCAAGUAAUGAGCAUAAUAAACACUGCACACAGUGAAUUUAAUAUAAGUCUGGUGUUGCCAGUGAAAAUGCCUGAUAUAACUCCGUUACGAGUAAAAGAAAUGCUUCGAAAAUGGCAAACUGAGACUGGUAGCAGCAAUUGGGCCAUGGGAUGUUACAUGGUUCAAUGGAAUAAUAACUCUGAAAUGAAUAUCAAUAAACCAUCGCCAUAUUUUUCAGUAUUUAAACGUUCUUUGGUUGGAAUAGGUAAAAAAGGUAAAAGAGAACAAGGAAAAGAGAAGCCUGAAGAAAAUAGGUUAAACAACGAAAGUGCUACUGCCAGUACUUCUCGUCUAGCUUCUGGGGAUGAUAAUAGUCAAUCAAGCUCUUCCACAAUACUAGACGGUGACGGUGAAGAAGUUAUUAUGCAACAAGAGAAUGGCCUCAGCGAAGAUGAUGAAGAUUGUUUAAUAACGAUAACCGAGGCCCCUAACGAAUCUGUAUCAAGUGUACCCUUAUCGAAUAAAGAACCUAAUUAUAUACCUAAUAUCCUUAAAAAGAAGCAUAUGGAAGAUAGUAGUAAUGGACACAUAGUUAAUGUGAAUGAGCCGUUGCUCGUUUUAUCACCAUUUAAAAAUGUAGCGAACGCGAAAAACAAUAAUAUUCUAAAAGAGCAGAAGCAAGAUGAAUGCAAAGAUUCGCCAAAACCUUCGAACAAAAGGUGUCAUGUUUGUAAAACUGAAAUAAAGAACGCCUACAUAUGUACCAAAUGCGAUAGGAAUGUGCACUUAUUUUGUUCUGAUAGAUUAUUACAACCUAACACUUCCCCAGAAGUUAAAAGUGUAACGUGUACCUCCUGUGCCCUCACAAAUAAGAGGAAUGAAACGACGAAACGGAAACGCGAAGAGACUAAUAAUAUUAUAACUAUUACAGAUUGAAAUAUUCACAAUU
Molecule: messenger RNA, 1687 nt
Organism: Cydia pomonella (codling moth)
Lineage: Eukaryota; Metazoa; Arthropoda; Insecta; Lepidoptera; Tortricidae
Product: SCAN domain-containing protein 3-like
Exons: 1
Coding region: 16-1674 (552 amino acids)
Source: RefSeq, a predicted model, not a curated record